CUUAGUGCGCGCAGUGCGUAUUGCUUUGUGCGGAACGGUGCGCGCGGGUGUCAUCGUGCCCCCGUCGCCCCGGCCUCAACCAAGCGUUCGCGGUGGCCUCCACGUCGACUUCGCCCUGGCCGCGCGCCGCCGCCGCGUGGCAGAACGAUGCGGCCGCCGACAUGCGGCCCGCGGCGUGCCCGUGCCAGCUAUGUUCGAGCGGCGUCACAGCCGCCGACCAUCACCGCCAGCAGCAGGCCAGCCCGGCCGCGCUGGUAUCGUUGGAGCGCGAGUACGCGGCCGCCUUCCCGUACGGCGGCCCGCCGCCGCACCAACCAGCCAUGGAGGACCUCAAGCCCGUGGUGUCGUCGAGCCCUCCGCAACAGGUGGGAGGACACACGACCCUCCAGGGAGGUCAACACCACCACCAGCAGCAGCCGCACCCGGGCCACGCGGCUGGCGGACACGGCGGCCACGGCGGCGGCAGUGCCUCCAAAAAGGACCUGGACCGCGUGAAGCGGCCCAUGAACGCCUUCAUGGUCUGGUCGCGUGGUCAGCGACGGAAGAUGGCGCAGGAGAACCCCAAGAUGCACAACUCGGAGAUCUCCAAGCGGCUGGGCGCCGAGUGGAAGUUGCUCUCGGAGGCCGAGAAGCGACCUUUCAUCGACGAGGCCAAGCGGCUGCGCGCGGUGCACAUGAAGGAGCACCCGGACUACAAGUACAGGCCCCGACGAAAGACGAAGACGCUGCUCAAGAAGGACAAGUACCCGUUGGCCGGUGGCUUGCUCUCGGCCGCCGACGCCGCUGCCGCCGCCGUGCGGCCCGCCAGCGCUCCCCAGGUGCCGCGCGACAUGUACUCCAUGAACGGCUACAUGCCCAACGGCUACGGCCACAGCACUGCGGCGGCCAUGAUGCACGAAGCGUACCAGGGCUACAGCUCGCAAGUCCCCUAUCCACGUUACGACCCGCAGCUGCCCUACAUGAACGGCUCGUACGGCUCACCGAGCCCGUACGCCUCGGUGCCCCAGAUGCAGCUCAAGUCAGGCGGCGCCGAGUCCAGUCCCACGCCGCCCCAGGGCUCGCCCGGAAACCCUCGCGGUCGCAGCGGCUGCACGCCCGACCUGCGCGACAUGAUCUCCAUGUACCUGCCGCAAGGGGGCGAAGCGACGGACCACAGGCUCGCCAUGCAGCACUACCAGCAGCAGCAGCAGCUCCAACAGCAGCAGCAAGAACUGCAGUAGCGCACCGACGACCAGCCCGGUGAGUGCGGCCGACGUGUGACCACUGACUCUGUUCGCCCAUGGCAGACAACUGUACAUACACAGAUCUCGCAGGCAGAGUAAAAACGCGCGCGCGGAAAAACGUGAGAGACAGCAGUGGUUUCUUCGAGUGUGUUCAUUUCUUUCGUUCCAUUCCCGGUAGAGCAGGCACCAAAUGCACGCCCGAAGGUAUCUCUCACGUUUUGCUCAGCUGUAUAGCCAUGCUGCUGCUUCUUGAAGACCUCACGCGCGAUGUGGUUCGGUUGUGCGCCCGCAGAACAACUCGGCGCGCUUGUGCGGGUGUGGUGUGCGUGAGUGAUUUACGCGUGCAGACUGAUUGCGGAGGAAACAAAGAGGGCAGAAGACACGAUCGCGAACACAGCGCGGACACAGACUGCCCACUCGUUCAUCUGCAAUGCGCGCGUGAAAUCCUAGCCGAGUCUCUGUCU
Messenger RNA from Rhipicephalus microplus (southern cattle tick), 1687 nucleotides. RefSeq names its product transcription factor Sox-2. Gene Ontology annotation, molecular function: RNA polymerase II cis-regulatory region sequence-specific DNA binding; DNA-binding transcription activator activity, RNA polymerase II-specific. The record is from RefSeq and is a predicted model, not a curated record. Gene Ontology annotation, cellular component: nucleus. Lineage: Eukaryota; Metazoa; Arthropoda; Arachnida; Ixodida; Ixodidae. Gene Ontology annotation, biological process: neuron differentiation; positive regulation of transcription by RNA polymerase II; brain development.